AUGUCUUUAAUAAAUGUCCAUCCUUCUAAAACGUAUUUCGGUGCGGGAGACAUUCAAAAGUCAUUGGGUUCUCUUACUGGAUUCCCAUGGGCAAAAUAUCCCGGAGAAAAACAUCUCCCAGGGCACAAUUAUACAGGUCCAGGCACGAGAUUAGAUCUACGAUUGGAUGAAAAUGAUAAUCCCAAAUCAGGGGAAGAACCCGUUAAUACAGUUGACGCAGCAGCGCUCAAACACGACAUACUGUACAGAAACAAAGACAUAACAUUCAGACACCAAGCAGACAAACAAAUGAUAGACGAACUCGAAAAUAUUCCCAAUCCCACUUUCAGAGAGAAAUUACAAAGGGCUCUUAUCAUAAAACUCUUGAAGGCAAAAUUGAAAUUGGAAUCUAAAAAUCCCAUGACGGCGUUUAUAAACAAAGCGAAACCUUUUUUCGUGGAUCAAAUCGGAGACACCUUACAAGGGGAUAUCGAUAUGAACAAUUUCAAAAUAACUAAUUUAAAGUUUCCAGGAAACGAGAAUGAUGCCGUGAACAAGAAAUAUUUACUGGAUCAAAUUCAAAUAGAUAAGGACCAUGUUGAAAAUAGAAUAACUGACGUGAAAAGAUACCUCAGACGAACUAUUAAAAAUCUUGUGGACGAACCCAAAUUACAACAAGAGUUAACGAGUUUGAAACGUCUUAUUCAAGAGGAUAAAACAAGUCAGUUGAUAUCUAAAUUAGACGAUAAGAUUACGAAGGUAAAAAUAGACGUCCAACGUUUAAUAGAUAACCCAAAUGUAAACGAGGAUAGAUUGAAAUGA
This is a messenger RNA of Lottia gigantea (owl limpet), 801 nucleotides long. RefSeq lists its product as hypothetical. Lineage: Eukaryota; Metazoa; Mollusca; Gastropoda; Lottiidae. The transcript is spliced from 2 exons. Gene Ontology annotation, biological process: phospholipid metabolic process; arachidonate secretion. Bases 1 to 801 code for a protein of 266 amino acids. The record is from RefSeq and is a predicted model, not a curated record. Gene Ontology annotation, molecular function: A2-type glycerophospholipase activity; structural molecule activity.